This is a messenger RNA of Daucus carota subsp. sativus, 1176 nucleotides long. RefSeq lists its product as uncharacterized. Gene Ontology annotation, cellular component: membrane; cytoplasm. Bases 247 to 915 code for a protein of 222 amino acids. The transcript has 3 exons. The record is from RefSeq and is a predicted model, not a curated record. NCBI's taxonomy places the organism in Eukaryota, Viridiplantae, Streptophyta, Magnoliopsida, Apiales, Apiaceae.
UACUCUAUUUAAUUGCGGAAUCGAAAAUAAUUUGAGUCCAUGAAAACCACGAAGCACAGAAUCAAGUGUAAAUUCACACAAACCUAAAUUUACUUUGUGUCUUUCAGCUGCUCUUUAAAUUCCAACCAUUGUUGUUGUCUGCCCAGAACACACUUAUUCUCAAACGCCCAUUUUGAAUAACUGCAAUAUCUCCUAUUUUCUAUCCAUAUAAUCAAUAAAAAUUAGGGUUUGGGGUCUGAUGAUAUAAUGAUAAAGCUAUGGAGAUGGUACCAGAAAUGUUUAGAAACACACCCAGUUAAAACUCAGGUGAUUAGCUCUGCUUUCAUUUGGGGCUUUGGUGAUAUAGCGGCUCAGACCAUUACACAUCACUCCACUCACAGAUCCAAACAACAAUCACUUUCGUCUUCUGAUGAACAUAAGGAAUUAAAGAUCAAUUGGAGGCGGGUGGCAACUACAAGCUUAUUUGGUUUGGGAUUUGUUGGACCAGUUGGUCACUUCUGGUAUGAAGGUUUAGACCGUUUUAUGAGACUGAGACUUCAAUACCAGCCAAAGUCUCUUCGCUUUGUUGCUACAAAAGUAGCUGUUGAUGGGCUGCUGUUUGGGCCCUUGGAUUUGCUUGUUUUCUUCACGUACAUGGGUUUUUCUACUGGGAAGAGUGUUGAUCAAGUUAAGGAAGACGUGAAAAGGGACUUUCUCCCAGCUUUGAUUCUAGAGGGAGGCAUAUGGCCAAUUGUGCAGGUGGUCAACUUCCGAUAUGUACCGGUGAGGUAUCAGCUCCUAUACGUCAAUUUCUUCUGUCUGUUGGACAGCUCUUUUCUUUCAUGGCUUGAGCAACAACAGGAUGCUCCAUGGAAGCAAUUUUUUAAAUCCAUUCCGGAAGUAAAAGAAAUUAAAGGUGAGGUGAAUGAUAGAUAGAUUUACCUACUUAAAUUUGUUACCGCAUACUUUUGAGUGGCACACACUGGAGGAUUAUAUUCUGUCACCUGUUGAGGAAUAUACAAAUUCUAGACACACCCAGCUGGAUUUCUGAAGUUUUGAAUCGGCAAGUUCUUACUCUUAUAAACCCAUUUGAUUUGUUCAGAGGAAAGUUUAAAUCACUGGUUGUUCUGUAUCAACCCCUCCACUGUUGUGAUUCACUUGGCCCCUGUAUUUAGUGGAUUUUUAACCGUCCUUGAA